This is a messenger RNA of Trichosurus vulpecula (common brushtail), 839 nucleotides long. It is a transcript of the gene METTL5, whose product is annotated as methyltransferase like 5. The transcript is spliced from 7 exons. Bases 158 to 778 code for a protein of 206 amino acids. Gene Ontology annotation, molecular function: nucleic acid binding; rRNA (adenine-N6-)-methyltransferase activity. Gene Ontology annotation, biological process: rRNA methylation. The record is from RefSeq and is a predicted model, not a curated record. Lineage: Eukaryota; Metazoa; Chordata; Mammalia; Diprotodontia; Phalangeridae.
ACCGGUGUGGCCGCCGCCGCGGAGACUUAGGGCUUUGAGCCGCGAGCGCGGGCAGUCGGGCUGGUGAUUUUUAAGUAUUUCCUCGCGUGUAAGUAGAUACGCUCCGCCCUCCCUCACCCCCCACCCCCAAUUAUAACCCACGUAACCAGAAGAGAAAAUGAAACGGAAGGAACUGGAAAGUUUCUUGCAACAAGUUGAUGGCUUUGAGAAGCCCAAAUUACUUCUAGAGCAGUAUCCGACCAGGCCCCACAUCGCAGCAUGUAUGCUAUAUACAAUUCAUAACACAUAUGAUGACAUUGAAAACAAAGUGGUUGGAGAUCUAGGAUGUGGUUGUGGAAUGCUUAGUAUUGGAACAGCAAUGUUAGGAGCAGGGUUGUGUGUUGGAUUUGAUAUAGAUGAAGAUGCAUUAGAAAUAUUUAGUAGAAAUGUUGCGGAGUUUGAGCUGACAAAUAUUGACAUGAUUCAGUGCAAUGUGUGUUCUUUGUCUGAUACCAUGUCCAAGUCCUUUGACACUAUAAUCAUGAAUCCUCCCUUUGGGACCAAGCAUAAUAAAGGUAUGGAUAUGUCGUUUUUGAAGAUUGCUUUACAGAUGGCAAGAGUAGCAGUAUAUUCCUUACAUAAAACUUCAACCCGAGAACAUAUUCAAAAGAAAGCAAAUGAAUGGAAAAUUAAGAUGGAUGUUAUAGCAGAGCUACGAUAUGAUCUACCAGCAACAUAUAAAUUUCAUAAGAAAAAAACAGUGGACGUUGAAGUGGAUUUAAUUCGGUUUUCUUUUUAAAGACCCCCAAAUCUGUAACAGCUUAAAACUUAUUUAAAAUGAAUAAAAAAUUUUUUAUCAA